CAACCAUGUCACCAUUUCUUCGAAUUGGUUUGUCCAACUUCGACUGUGGGUCCUGCCAGUCAUGUCAGGGAGAGACUGUUAACCCUUACUGUGCUGUGCUUGUCAAAGAAUACGUUGAAUCGGAGAAUGGACAAAUGUAUAUCCAGAAAAAGCCAACUAUGUAUCCGCCCUGGGACAGCACUUUUGAUGCCCACAUCAACAAGGGAAGAGUAAUGCAGAUCAUUGUGAAGGGCAAGAACAUGGACCUAAUAUCCGAAACUACCGUCGAGCUCUCCUCUCUGGCUGAGCGAUGCAGGAAGAACAAUGGGAAGGCAGAGAUAUGGUUAGAGCUGAAACCUCAAGGCCGAAUGCUAAUGAAUGCAAGAUACUUUCUGGAAAUGAGUGACACAAAGGACAUGAGUGAAUUUGAGACUGAAGGCUUCUUUGCUUUGCAUCACCGCCGAGGAGCCAUCAAACAGGCCAAAGUCCACCAUGUCAAGUGCCAUGAGUUCACCGCCACCUUUUUCCCACAACCCACAUUUUGCUCUGUCUGCCAUGAGUUUGUCUGGGGUCUGAACAAACAAGGCUACCAGUGUCGACAGUGUAAUGCGGCAAUUCACAAGAAGUGUAUCGAUAAAGUUAUAGCUAAGUGCACAGGAUCAGCUAUCAAUAGCCGAGAAACCAUGUUCCACAAGGAGAGGUUCAAAAUUGACAUGCCGCAUAGAUUUAAAGUCUACAAUUACAAAAGCCCGACCUUCUGUGAGCACUGUGGGACCCUGCUGUGGGGCCUGGCCAGGCAAGGACUCAAGUGUGAUGCAUGUGGCAUGAACGUACAUCACAGAUGCCAGACAAAGGUGGCCAACCUUUGUGGCAUAAACCAGAAGCUAAUGGCUGAAGCGCUGGCAAUGAUUGAGAGCACUCAACAGGCUCGCUGCUUAAGAGACACUGAACACAUCUUCAGGGAAGGUCCAGUUGAAAUUGGUCUCCCAUGCUCCAUAAAAGGUGAAGCAGGGCUGCCAUGUGUACCAGCACCUGGGAAAAAAGAGCCUCAGGGAAUCUCUUGGGAGUCUCCUUUGGAUGGGAUGGAGAAAAUAUGCCAUCGUCCAGAGCCUGAACCGAACAUAGAAAGACCAUCUGUACAUAUGAAACUAAAAAUCGAGGAUUUUAUCUUGCACAAAAUGUUGGGGAAAGGAAGUUUUGGCAAGGUCUUCCUAGCAGAGUUCAAGAAAACCAAUCAAUUUUUCGCAAUAAAAGCCUUAAAGAAAGACGUGGUUUUGAUGGACGAUGAUGUUGAGUGCACGAUGGUAGAGAAGAGAGUUCUCUCUUUGGCCUGGGAGCAUCCGUUCUUAACGCACAUGUUCUGUACAUUCCAGACCAAGGAAAACCUCUUUUUUGUGAUGGAGUAUCUCAACGGAGGAGACUUAAUGUACCACAUCCAAAGCUGCCACAAGUUUGACCUUUCCAGAGCAACGUUCUAUGCUGCUGAAAUCAUUCUUGGUCUGCAGUUUCUUCAUUCCAAAGGAAUUGUGUACAGAGACCUGAAGCUAGAUAAUAUCCUGUUAGACAAAGAUGGACAUAUCAAAAUAGCGGACUUUGGAAUGUGCAAGGAGAACAUGUUAGGAGAUGCCAAGACAAACACUUUCUGCGGCACCCCCGACUAUAUCGCCCCGGAGAUCUUGCUGGGUCAGAAAUACAACCAUUCUGUUGACUGGUGGUCCUUUGGCGUUCUCCUCUAUGAGAUGCUAAUUGGUCAGUCACCUUUCCACGGGCAAGAUGAAGAAGAGCUUUUCCACUCCAUCCGUAUGGACAAUCCCUUUUACCCUCGAUGGCUUGAGAAGGAGGCAAAGGACCUUCUAGUGAAGCUCUUCGUGAGGGAACCUGAAAAGAGGCUGGGAGUGAGGGGAGACAUCCGCCAGCACCCUUUGUUUCGGGAGAUCAACUGGGAAGAGCUUGAACGAAAGGAGAUUGACCCACCAUUCCGGCCUAAAGUGAAAUCACCGUAUGACUGUAGCAAUUUCGACAAAGAAUUCUUAAAUGAGAAACCCCGGCUGUCGUUUGCAGACAGAGCCCUGAUCAACAGUAUGGACCAGAACAUGUUCAGAAACUUUUCCUUCAUUAACCCAGGGAUGGAGAGGUUGAUAUCCUGA
Molecule: messenger RNA, 2126 nt
Organism: Neomonachus schauinslandi (Hawaiian monk seal)
Lineage: Eukaryota; Metazoa; Chordata; Mammalia; Carnivora; Phocidae
Gene: PRKCQ
Product: protein kinase C theta
Exons: 17
Coding region: 6-2126 (706 amino acids)
Biological process (GO): intracellular signal transduction; peptidyl-serine phosphorylation
Molecular function (GO): ATP binding; diacylglycerol-dependent serine/threonine kinase activity
Source: RefSeq, a predicted model, not a curated record